AUGCCAGGUUUCCCGAUAAGCCCAGGGCGACCAGCUGAUCUGGGCAUUUCCCUUGGGACUGACGAUCGGCAUGUGGGGCCGGAUAGACCAGGAUCAGGUUUAUCACACACUGAAAGUGUCGAUGUGACCCAACCCCGAGCUUGGGCAAAUACCAGCACAGACUCUUUGAACAUGUAUCAUUUCCCGCCAGAUGGGGAUUAUUUUGAGAACGCUUCCCAUAAUACAGAGGGACAAGAUACUUUUGUUGGAAAUGACGCACGAGCUUGGGCCAGUACGAGCACCUUGCCAUUGGAUGAUGAUAAGUCGUCACUCGACAUCGGUCUAGGAGAUGUCUUCGAUACCUUUCACUUAUCACGCAGUGAAAUCAACAGUGAAUCUGCUCGAAUAUCAGAAGGUCCUAAUCGAUGGCGGGAAUACCUGCCUAUUGAAGGGCUUGGUGAGUCUCCCCCUGUGAAUGAACUACCAAAUGGCGAUGAAGAAAAUAUGCCUUCGGAGAAGCCUAAAGCACUGAAAUUUGUCGAUAUGCUACAAAAGGUAAAGGAAUCAUCAAAAAUCACAUUAAAUCAAGCUCGGAAACGUCGCGAGCGACGCCGUGAGCGUGUGGACAAUAACGAUGAUUGGCUUCCUAUGCGAGAGCCUUCCAAUAUGUCGGAUGACAAAGAGCCAUCUCUGUCACCUCUGCCCGUUCACAUGUGUCUUCGUGGAAAAUCACUGACGAUUUUCGGGCCAAGGCAUCCGUGGCGUGUAUAUCUUGCCAAAAUACUGUCUUCCUGGUGGAUCGAGCCUUUACUUUUGCUUCUCAUAUUUAUCAACGUUGUUGUACUUAUUGUUUCAUCUAGUCGCGAUAUUCGCUUCGAAACGCGCACGAGGAAUGUUUUUUCAAGGGCCGAGGAAAUUUUGUUACUUGUGGUAUUCAUUGCAUAUACAAUUGAAAUGAUUGCACGUAUUAUCGUUUCUGGCCUCGUAAUCAACCCUCCAUCCUUGGAUGAGAACGUCAUGCGAGAAGGUGGCCCUGAGGAGGAGCUCGAGUAUUCGAACACAUACGACGUGCUUUACAAUAUGUAUCUUGACGCGCUGCAGAGCGCACACCGCUUCUUACAUCCAUACAGCAAGGUCGAAAGAGAACGCGCGGAGGCCAAGCUUGCUUCUAUCCAUCCUGCUGAAGGCAUGGCACCUUUGGACGACAUGUUCAUUUCCAAGGUGGAAAAUGGACUCGAUUUAAAUAAUGGCCAUCAACGUUGGUGGGAUGUGUUGUAUUACAAUAUCGUUUCAAUAUGUCUACAUCUCUCGCGCACUAUCACAACAGAUCCGAAGCAAUUGUGCAACCAUGCUUACUUACGCCAGAGCUGGAAUCGAGUGGAUGCAUUGGCGAUACUUUGCUAUUGGGUCGCCGUCGGUUUGGAAAUCUCUGGCGUGGAAGUGACUGAGAAGCAUCACAUAUUUGUGUUUCGAGCCCUCAGUGUUCUACGGUGCGCUCGACUCUUGGGACUAUGGGAAGGCACAGAAACGAUUCUUCGAUCGCUCAAGCGUGUAGCCCCGCUCUUGUUGCGUGUACUUUGCUUUCUCGUGUUUGCCAUGGUUCUUUUCGCCGUGAUCGGCAUUCAGAGUUUCCAUGGCUCGUAUCUUCGUCGUUGCGUCUGGCUUGGCGACUACAACAAUAGUCCUGGCGUGAAUUACACACUAUCACAGAUAUGCGGUGGCAGUGUGGACCCGAAUGACCGGUCUAAGACCAUCAGUCACUUGAAUGACCAUGGUGCCUAUGAUCCCGCCAGAAAGCCUAAUGGAUUUAUUUGUCCAUAUGGGCAAGUGUGUAUGGAGCAAGACAUGAAUCCUUUUAACAAUGUACAGAGCUUUGAUGAUGUGUUUCAUUCGCUUUUGCAAGUGGCCGUCAUUGUUUCCCUAAAUGGCUGGUCGGAUACUAUGUACGAUAUGGUGGAUGCCGAUUACUAUACCGCGAUCAUAUUUUUCAUCAUCGGUAUCAUUCUACUCAAUUUCUGGCUUGCUAAUUUAUUCGUUGCCGUCAUUUCGCAUUCAUUCGCCUCACUCAGUGCGCAGACCGAGCGAAGCGCAUUUGCCGCUCGCGAUUUUCGACAAGAGCAGGAAGGGGUCCAGGAAGCAUCUCAAGAACCACGACGACGACGUAAUCGCCUGUUUACAUGGUAUAAAAGGAUUCGGAAAUACACGCAGUAUAUUUGGCUUUCUUUGAUUAUUGUGGGAUUGGCUGUCCAAGGUAGCAAGGCAUCCUAUGAAUUUGAAGACCAAAAGAAGUGGCGCGAAGAUGUCGAGCGUUAUCUUGUCAUUCCUUUUGACCUCGAAAUCCUCGUCCGAUUCAUUUUUGAAUCUAUGGAAGGUGGUCCAGGUCAGUUUUUCCAGGGUAAACGCAAUGUGCUGGACCUGUUUUUGGCUAUUAUCACGACUAUCAUCCAAAUCCCCGUCGUGAAUAAUUCAUCAUGGUAUCCAUGGCUCACUUUUUUUCAAUUGCUGCGUUUUUAUCGAGUGAUUGCAGCUAUUCCUCGCAUGAAGAGUUUGUUACUGCGUGUGGUCGGCUCUAUGUCGGCUCUCUUUAACACUAUUGCUUUUCUGGUCAUGACCAUUUUUCUUGCCGCACUUAUGAGUGUACAGCUUUUUCGUGGUGACAUCGAACAAAGUGAUGAUGGCACUGAGUCGGACACUUUUACUUGGAAACAACUGUUUAACGGUUUUCUAGGUGUAUACCAGAUAUUUUCUUCGGAGGGCUGGAAAGAUUUAAUGUUCAAUGUGAUCAGUUCUACCAGGCAAUACAAGCAAGGCGUAAUCGCUGGUAUGUUUAUCGUGGGAUGGUUUCUCUUCGCAAACCUGAUUUUGCUUCAGCUUUUUGUUGCUGUUAUCAAUGAAAACUUUCGAGUGGCUGAGGGGGAUAAGUACAAGAAGCAAAUGGAAAAUUACCUUCGCCGGACUGAGCCACCGCAAGAGUCGCUUGUUGCUCGCUUAAUGCAACGGCUUAGUCCAUUCCGUGUACCACAUGAGCACAACACUUUAUCGCAUCGCUUGGAAGGGCCUGUCCUCGAUGAUGCUCGGCAGCAUGCAGACACGAGCAAGGCGAACUAUGUGGAAGAGCGGCCAUUACGAAGCAUGUUCAUGCAACUUGUCACACCAGAUCACGCUGGUCUAGCAUUCGGCACAUUGCGACGUGUUCUACGACUCGAUAAGCCACAUGAGCACGCGCGACUCGAGGCCCUGCGGAGACAAUCUAGUGGCGGCAAGCAAUCACAGACUAUGGACGAACUAGAGGAUAUGAUCAACAACCAGCAGGAUAUACGCGCGUUGGGUUCUGAACACGUCAGGAUUAUGCGUACUGAUCUAGGUUUGGUCAACCAGGAAGAAGGCCAGGAAUUCCUGAAAGACUAUGUUACGCGUAAUGAGCUAGAUCCUCGCAUUCGUAUGGCACGUCUCAUGGCUGAACAUCCGUCAUACGAUCGGUCUUGGUUCAUUUUCUCAAACCGGAACCCUAUUCGUCGCUUCUGCCAAAGUCUCACGCGUACAUCUCAUGGUGAGCGUGUGUUUGGUCGACCCAUGUCCAAAUUCCGCAAUCAUAUCUUCCAGGCGAUAGUAUUUGGAGCGAUUAUUGGAUCAGUUGUCCUGGCCGGAAUCGCAACGCCAGCGUACCGAAAAAAGUACAUGGCUGAACACCGUUCUGUCUUUUAUGCUUGGUACGCAGUGAUUGAAGUCAGUCUUUCACUCAUUUUCGUGCUUGAGUUUUUCAUCAAGACUAUUGCGGAUGGCUUCAUUUUCACGCCCAAUGCAUACCUGUACAAUAUGUGGAACCUACUAGAUCUGUUUGUGCUCAUUUCACUACUUAUCAACGUCAUUAGUGAAUUGAUCGUACCAGGGGGCGUGUCGCACUUUACUCGUGCACUCAAGGCUUUCCGCGCGCUCCGCCUAAUUAAUGUCAGCUCACUAAUGCGUGAUACGUUCCAUGCCGUGAUGAUUGCGGGGGCUGGUUAUAUUCUGGAUGCAUCUAUUCUCGCUUUACUGUACAUCAUCCCUUAUGCCGUUUGGGGUCAAAAUUUAUUUGCUGGACUCAUGUACUCAUGCACUGAUACUAGUGACAGCAUUGUGACCAAACUUGAUUGUCAUGGUGAAUACCGUUCUCAGCCGCUCAACUGGUCUUAUCUUGCGCCUCGUGCAUGGACGAAUCCAACAGAAGGCAGCAUGUACUCAUUUGAUGAUUUUAAGAGUGCUUUGCUGAUCCUUUUUGAGAUUGUGUCGCUAGAAGGCUGGAUCGAUGUUAUGCAAAGAGCCAUGAGCAUAAGGGGCCGUGACAUGCAACCCCGAGCUGAUGCUGCGCAGCAUAAUGCCAUUUUCUUCCUUGUGUACAACUUGAUUGGGGCUGUGAGUGUAUUGACACUCUUCGUCUCGGUGAUUAUCGAAAACUUCCAGCGAUAUUCUGGCGCUGCGUACUUGACCACUGAACAACGCCAAUGGCUCGAUAUGAAGCGGCAACUUCAGCGCCAGGGUCCAUCUAAGCGGCCUCGAAUACCCUCUUCAAACCCAUUUAUUCGCUGGUGCUUUCAAGUUUCGACACGAAAGCGUGGCUGGUGGUCCCGAUUCAUGGGUCUCUUGUAUUUUAUUGUACUUAUUUUGCUUAUGACUCAGUCCGCUCAUGAUACAUGGACUACGGAACGAGGCCGCGCUAUCGCCUAUGUGGUCUUGGGAUUUGUAUUUGUAUGUGACAUCAUUAUACGUCUCCUUGGUUUGGGUUUCACAAGCUUCCGACGCAGUUAUUGGAACUGGUAUGACGUGAUUAUUAUGGGCGGUGUAAUUGGCACGAGUCUUUCCCAUGUUUUGAUGCCGUCUGCCUCUCACGCACAUGCACAGCUGCAAAAGUUGUUUGUCACAGCCAUUACGCUCAAGUUAAUCCAACGGAGCGAUUCGCUGGACCUACUAUUCAAGACAGCAGUGGGAUCUGUCCCUGCUAUCAUUGCCUUGUUUCUAUUGUGGCUCACCAUGUUUCUCGUGUGGGGUAUUAUGUUAGUGGAAGUGUUUGGUCUGACGAAAUGGGGUAUAAACGAAUCCCACGCUAAGAAUCUCAGCUCAUUGUGGCAGACACUCAUUUUUUUAUCGAUGACGUCAACGGGCGAAGGAUGGAAUCAGUACAUGCAUGAUUAUGCUGUCCAGCCGCCCAUGUGCACGCCGUCGAAAAAUUAUUUGGAAUCUGAUUGUGGCAGCAUUGCCUGGUCGUAUUUCUUGUUUAUUUCGUGGAACAUUAUUUCCAUGUUCAUUUUCCUCAACAUGUUCACAGGUACAGUGGUUGAAAACUUCUCGUACGUGUAUCAUCUUCAAGGCAGCAGCGCUUUGUCUCGGGACCAAAUGCGUAUUUAUAAGGACAUUUGGAGCCAAUUCGAUCCUCAGGGCCAUGGAUACAUUUCUCAGCAGCACAUUAUACCAUUUUUGUCGCGUCUCACUGGAAUGUUUGAAGUCAGAUUAUACCCUUCUGAUUUAAGCGUCUCAUCACUGCUAGACCAUUCACGUGUUUCUUCGCCUAUGUACAAGAAGUCUGCAUCUACGUCCUCUCUGCGUUUAGGUCGCCGCUCACCAAGAUCGUCAAGGUCUCCCAGGUCUCCACGAUCUCCACGAUCUCCACGGACGCCCCAGUCUCCCCGAUCACCCAAUCUGGCUCAUUCUGAUAUGCUCGAGCCGGUGAACGCGACUGACGGCAUGAUAUCGUUCCAUGAUGCAUCAUCGACCGAAGACGUACAAUCGACGAGUCGAAUUGUCAGCGGUAUUGAUUUGGAUGCUCUCAGCGAAGCAUUGGACUCCGCCAACGUGCAAGAGCUGCGCAUGCGACGUCAGCGCUUGAAUCGGAUGUAUUAUGAAGCGAUUUUGGCCGACAAGGGAAAAGGCGUUUCUUUUUCGACCAUGCUUUUUAUCUUGGCCUACUACAAGAUGUGUGGCUCUCCUGUAAAUAUGGAAGUGUCGGAGUUUAUUGAGCGGCGAGAACUUAUGAACAAAAUUGACUCGCGCAUCAACUUGGAGCGUGUCCGAGGACUGCUUCGUGGUGUUUAUCUUCGUCGUCGCUUUCUUGCCGUGCGUGCGGAGCGUGAGCGUCAGAGUGUAAUGCAUCUCUUUUCAAGCGAUCAGUCUCGUGGUUUCCCCUCUAUUACUGUUGAGCGGCCUAUUUCUGAAGCUCACCAGCAUGACCGACAACGUCCCAAUAUCCGAGUUGAGACAAAUCUUUCAGAUUCGUCUCCAUUAUAUGGUGACGCUUUACACAUGCCCUCACCGCGUUCACCAAGUGGAUAUGUCAGCAGCGAUGAUGGCGACUCAGGCAAUGCAAGCGAUGUGCAGGUCUCACCUUUAUCUGUCGCGGUUCCUCGGCGUCGUCUAUCGUUUCAAAACUAUGAUGAAAAUCCAUUCGAAGAUGCACGCUCUCACAACGCCAAUAUAUCAUCAUCACAUCUUCACGCUCCUCUCGAAAUGGACACAUGGACACAAAUCAUGCACCGUCUUUCGACCAGUACCCACGACGACUCUGAAGAUCAUAUGCAUCACAACACAUAG
Molecule: messenger RNA, 6540 nt
Organism: Malassezia restricta
Lineage: Eukaryota; Fungi; Basidiomycota; Malasseziomycetes; Malasseziales; Malasseziaceae
Product: voltage-dependent calcium channel
Exons: 1
Coding region: 1-6540 (2179 amino acids)
Biological process (GO): calcium ion import across plasma membrane
Cellular component (GO): voltage-gated calcium channel complex; membrane
Molecular function (GO): high voltage-gated calcium channel activity
Source: RefSeq, a predicted model, not a curated record